This is a messenger RNA of Effrenium voratum, 2409 nucleotides long. NCBI's taxonomy places the organism in Eukaryota, Dinophyceae, Suessiales, Symbiodiniaceae. The record is from the annotation of a GenBank genome assembly.
UUGCCACUUGUUUCCCGCGGUCGGAUGGAUGUAGACACGACUCUUCUCGCCUGGCUGCUUCUCGCGCUCCUGCUUGUCGCGCUCGUGGCUGGCAUCAAGGCGGCUUUGCGCCCGGCCCGAUCCGGACCGAUUGCGAGCCGAUUGCUGCGCGAGAUCCCGCCGGAGCCGAAGCCGCAGGCGGCCGAGGCAGCUCCCGUUGAGCCGUCGGUUCCGGCAGAGGCGGAACCGGAACUGAUGCGGCCGGGCGGCCGCUUCAAGCUUUCGGAGCUCCCGGACCCGCGGGACGCGGAAGAGGCGGUGUGGGAGGUGCAAAGCGCGGAGGACGCCGCGCAUCUGCUGGCGGGGUGCCAGAAGGACACGGUGGUGGCGUGCCUCUUCUUCCGUCCCUUCGACGGCACCUCCUCCCGGGCACGCCGCUGCUGCCAGCAUCUGGCGGCGUUGCAGCCGGCAGGGGUCGCCUUUGCCGAGGUGAACCUGGCGGAGGCCAAGGAUGUGGCGGCCUGGGCGAAGGUCACGGAGCCAGAGGCGCGUUUGCUGCAGCCGGACGGCGCCGUGCUUGAGCGACUCCGACUGGCUGACGGAUCCGUGGCCGCCCUGGAGGGGGCCGUCCUGGCCCGGGCGGCCGCGCUGGCCAAGCAGGCGCCGCAGAAGCUGGCGGAGCUGGGGAUGCGAUAUCCUGAUGCUUUGCAUCACGAGCUGGUCUUGUGCAUGCCGAAGGAGGGCCCGGAGAAGAUGGAGGCUGCGGCCCGUGAGCUCAUGGCCCAGCGCGGGGAAGGCGCCGCCGAGGCGGUGCUUGCGCUCUGCCGCGCUUGCGCUUCUGGCGCUCCGAAGCCGAAGCCGCGGCAGGUGGCGGCCCUGGCGCGGGCCAUGGCUGCGGCGCCUGCCGUGCCGCUACUGGACCUGAGCCGGCGCCUGGCGGGGCUGAGGCUGCUGGGCGGCAGUGAGCCGGGGGCACGGGAGGCCUUGGGGCUGCUCCUGGAGUCCAUUCUACUGGGAGUGGAGAAGGAGCCGCUGGGAGCUGCCACGAUGCUGGCGCUGCAGUGCUUGGCCAACAGCUUCCACCAAAGCUCCUUGGGCGAGGCCUUGCUGCCGGUGGCGGUGGAGUUCACUAGGACGCAGGCCUGGCAUGCCCUUUGGUCCGGAGGUCCGCACACGGCUGGAGAGGACAAGGCGGCCAAGGCCUGGGACGCGGGCGCGGCGCUGCUCUUGAACGCCUCCGUGGCGUUGCAAGGGGCGUCCUUCCGCGUGUCGUUGGCGCCGCUGCUGGAGGAGGCGCUCCAGGCGCUGCAUCGAUGCCCGGAGCAUCCGCGGCUGAAUUGGGCCGUGGGCAACUUCUUAGCCAUGGACGCAGCGGACGCCAAGGAGGACGCCAAGAGGGCGCUGCAGGCGCAGCCGCUGCCGCCUUUGCGCCAGCUGGCGGCGGCAGUCUUCCACGGCACCUUGGAAGCGCCUGAGACCGCCGCUUUCCCCGCCGCCUGGCGCCCGGCGUCCGCUGCGGGCGGCGCGGAAAACGCGGCGGGGGCGGAGGGGGCGGCGAACGCGGCGCGGCGUCGGCCCGGGGCGAUCCCGGCGCGGUACCGCCGGCGGGGGGGCUGCGCCCGGAUGAAGGUCACUCUGAAGUAUGAGGAAGCCUCCACGGAGGACCUUCACAUGACGCUUCGGCUCACCCUGCCGGCAAAGUACGUAAAUGGCACCAACAGAGAGAUUGUCAAGCUCUUUGUGGACCACUACAACAAGAAGAAUGGGGCGAGUCCCAUCUCUGUGGAGGAUCUGCAUCUGAAGAUUGUAGGCGGAGUCCACCUGGACAACGAGGAAAGAGUACGGGAGUCCUUGACGAGUGGCGAUGAGUGCUACUUGCUCGGCAAGAACUCGGAGGGGCCACCUGCGAAACCAGUGCAGGGCUAUUCCGCUCCAGUGCAGCCAGUGGAAAGCAAGGUGGCGAAGGAGAAAGAUAAAGAUGGAAAAAUGAGGUGUAAGAACUUCGGCUGCCAGAAGAUGUUUGAUCCCGACGGGCCACCACAAGAGUGCCAGCACCACAAGUCUGCGCCCAUCUUUCACGAGACCGCAAAAUGGUGGUCUUGCUGUCCAGACAACAAAGCCUAUGACUUCGAUGAGUUCAUGAAGAUCCCGGGUUGCAAUCAGGGCUUCUGCACCAACGAGUCCCAAGCCAAGAAGCGCUUCCUGGGCGGCACCGAUCUGAGAGCAGACAGCGCGCCUGUCCGGCUGGACGCCAACGCGCCUCCAGAUCCCCGCGAGAAGUUGGCGGCCAUGAGAAAAGGCUUAGUGGCGGUGGGGGUGGACGGCGCCCUCUUCGAGCAGGCGGCCAUGAAGAUCGCCACCGGCAGCGACCUGGAGAAGGUCUGCGAUGUGCUGAAAGGGCGCUUCUCCGCUGCCCUCAAGGGCCUGUGA